Messenger RNA from Epinephelus moara (kelp grouper), 3417 nucleotides. RefSeq names its product nudix (nucleoside diphosphate linked moiety X)-type motif 14 (gene nudt14). Lineage: Eukaryota; Metazoa; Chordata; Actinopteri; Perciformes; Serranidae. Gene Ontology annotation, biological process: ribose phosphate metabolic process; nucleoside phosphate metabolic process. The record is from RefSeq and is a predicted model, not a curated record. The transcript has 5 exons. Gene Ontology annotation, molecular function: UDP-sugar diphosphatase activity; metal ion binding. Bases 74 to 814 code for a protein of 246 amino acids.
UCCUUCACUGUCAGUUAGUGUGCGGUGACAGACAACCAUCGGUGAGCCGACAAUCCAGCUCCGAGUGUAAACUAUGGAAGAGAUUAACAACAUUGAAGUCACUCCGUGCACAGAGUCCGACUACCUGAAGCCGUUCAGGGUGCACUACAACCAGAAUGGCACAAAGAAAUCCUGGGACUUCAUGCGAACCCAUGAUAGUGUAUCAGUGCUGAUCUUCAACACCAGCUCACACUGUUUUGUCCUCGUCAAGCAGUUCCGUCCAGCUGUAUACAUGUGUGAGUGGGAAAGGACCAAGAUGCAGCCGCCUCAGUCUGCUGAAAAAAGUGAGGAGGGUGCCACCGAAGCUGCCGCCCCCGCCCCUGAGUCGCAGGAGGGCCAGUCGGCCUCAGAGGGGGAGAGCUCUUCUCAGUGGCCCCCGGCCUCAGCAGGGGUCACCUACGAGCUCUGCGCCGGGCUGGUGGACAAACCUGACCUAUCUCUGGAGGAGAUCGCCCGGCAGGAGGUGCUGGAGGAGUGCGGCUACGAUGUGCCUGCCUCUAAACUGAAGAGGAUUACUUCCUACAGGUCAGGCGUAGGUGUAACGGGGUCCAAGCAGACCAUGUUUUACGCCGAGGUGUCUGACGACAACUGCGUGAGCGCAGGCGGAGGUGAGCCACGGGAGGGAGAGCUUAUCGAGGUGGUCAAAGUCCCGCUGCACGAGGCCAUGACGUUUGCUUACGACGAGCGUAUACCCAAAACCAUGGGUGUCAUUUUUAGUUUCAUCUGGUUCCAUAAUAACAUGUCUCCCAAGUACAAGAUCUCCACCAAUGUGUAACUAGUAUUAAACAAACCCUCUUUAUACCAUGUAUUCCAAAUUAAAUCAAACACUGGCCCAGCACAUCCACUCCUCCCCUCAUGGCUCUUCAUCCUGUAUUGCCUUUUUUGCUUAUUGGUACAUGAUGAAAGGUGGGCCCCUUGUCUUGUUGCCAACGGGUAUCUUUAAGUUUUGUCCUGUUUACCUUUUUGAGUUUCAUGUGGUCUUAAUAUUUUUCCUAAAAACUAAUUUGCCAUAGCUGGUUGUCACUGGCACAUUUUUCUCUUCUUGAUACUUUUUUUAAAAUCUGUUGAUUUUAUUUAUUGUGCCAUCUGUUAUAAAUGGCUGCAUAUCACUGAUUUCAUUUGCCUGCCCUUGAUUAAAGGAAUACUCCACUGUUUUUAGUGUAGGCUCUUGAAUGUUACCAGCAUUUAUAAAAUACAAAAAAGUAUUUCAAACACUCCUGAUAUUGGCUGAGAAAGAGCCACUUAACACUCUGCCGACAGUCAAAUUCCAGCUUGUUUCAAGGAUUCUUAAACACCCAACAUUCAUUACAAACUCUGUGAUGCUAACCAACCAUGUGCCCUUGAUUAGCCUUGGUUUGCUAACAUUUUAGCAUGCUAAAGUAAAUAUUUUUUGGGGAUUCUUGCAGCCUGAAAUGCCUGAUUUCACAGUAGCUUUUCUAACAAAAAUUGCAAUGCAUGUUGCGAUGUUUAACGUUUAAUUUUGCGAUGAAUUGCAGAGGCAGGUAAAAUUCUAAAAAUAGUUGCGAUACUGUCUCAGAUUUAGAGCCUAUGAGCAUUCAGUGGUUCCCACAGAUCAGCUGAUGCAGCUGUCCAAUGCGGCGUUGAAGGACUGUCGUGGUGAGCUGGUCUCCUGCUCUCUCUGCCCAGCUAACACGAGCUAACAAAGCAGCAGCGGCUAACAUCCAACACCAAGCCGUAAAAGAGUCCCAGCAAUCUUAGACCAACACCAAAAUAGCUCGACUCUGUCAUUAAACCCGUCAAAAAAAACAACGUAACCAUAAUGUCAGUCAUGUGAUGCUAAUGUUAGCCCUGUCACUGUGUGUCUGUUACCCACAACCCAGGCACAGAGCUCACACUCCUGCAGCAGCAGUCUGAUGAUAAAUAGAGAGUAAGAGACAGUAGGAAAAUGGGGCAAGGAGGCGCUGAGCGACUCAAUAUGCUUUGCAGCUCUAAAAUGAGAUUUUAUGCAUUUUAAAUAUUUAAUUUGCAGUAAAUUUGCUGUGAUUGGACGAGGUUGCAAGCUGGAGCAGAAUUCAUGGGGAUUGGCUGAGAUCGCAACAUCCUGGAGGGCCUGAUAUAUGCAUUGGAGUUUAUGCAAACUUUUCUACUUGCCUGACAAAGUAUGCUAGCGUAAUUUUGCAUAAACAAUACACGUUACAUUAACAAUGGCGACAAUUUUUUGUACCCAUCAUGACUUGAACCAUUGAAGUUAUCGAGAUAAAUUAAAAAAACAGUGGAGUAUUCCUUUAAUCCAUGAUCCAGUAAUGCAAAAACUAUGCUAGUCAAUGGUGGGGCCUUGUAAUGAUUGAGGUGUGAGGUGUGUUUUAACCACCACUUGUUCAAGCAUGCCUCAGUUAAUUUCUCUGAUCCACAGCCUUUAAGCAAUACUUAUCAUAGUACCCCAGGCUAAACAAUCACUCAGUCACUGAAAGCAACUCUGCUUGAAAAUCUUCAUAAAGUCAAACCAGUGGACAUAUUAACAGACUUUUUUUCUUCUACAAAAAAGUGGAAAUGUGAGUUAGGUGUUCACAUCACAGACAAAGCAUACAUCUACCUUCCCCUGCACAGAGGGCCUAAUCUCAGUUUUAGGUGUUUUCAAGCACAAUCCUGCUCUGAGUUACAGAUACUUGUGCUGUAACAUGUCAGUGAAUAGCUUCGAUUUAGCUUUUGUUUUGAAGGAAGCCUUUUUACUCUGUUGCAUGUUUUGUUCCUGAGAUAAAGACACACUGGAAAUACAGUAGAGAAGACUGUAUAAAGGCUAAAUCCUCUAUUUUUUAUCAGUUUCAUCACGAUCAAAUUCAUCUCUAGAGAGUUCACUUUAUACCCGGCAUGUCAAGAUUACAUUUUGAACACAUUGAUGCGGGAGUCGGAGCAUAUUUAAAAUGACUUGAACCAUCUAAAAGAUUGCCUUUGGUCAUAAUCCAUUUCGGAGUGAAUCUGUGAAGUAAACUUUGGAUAGUCAUUAACACACAAAUCUAAUCUUACAAACAGUAGUUUGCCAAAAUCUCAGGUCCAAAUAGUCAAACGUUCGGUCAGGUUCAGGGUGGAUCUCUGAAUGUGACGAUGACCAGCAUUUUAUUAUAUUUCAAAAUCACUUGGAGCUUAGAGGCAGCAAGGUUCUUACUAUGUGUUAGUAUUUUUCUUCAUUCUAAAAGGGCUGGUACUUCAUAUAUUAACUAACGUGUGGAAAAGAAGAAAUUCCCCCACCUUGUAGUUUUCUUAAAAAUAUGCAAGACCUACAAAAACAAUAGUGUUUUUAGAAAAUUACUGCUCACUUAAAAAAAGACAACACAUCUCAUGAUUUAUACAGUUAGAUAACAAGAGAACUACGCCUUUGUUUGUAGUUUGGAGGGUAGAAAACAUGACAAGAUGAAGUGA